Sceloporus undulatus (fence lizard) is the source of this 2342-nucleotide messenger RNA. Its product is annotated as disintegrin and metalloproteinase domain-containing protein 20-like. NCBI's taxonomy places the organism in Eukaryota, Metazoa, Chordata, Lepidosauria, Squamata, Phrynosomatidae. Gene Ontology annotation, molecular function: metalloendopeptidase activity. The transcript has a single exon. The record is from RefSeq and is a predicted model, not a curated record. Gene Ontology annotation, cellular component: plasma membrane; external side of plasma membrane; sperm head plasma membrane. Gene Ontology annotation, biological process: male gonad development; proteolysis. The coding region runs from base 1 to 2163 and encodes 720 amino acids.
AUGGUGGUGAUCAUAUGGAGUGUCUUCAGUGAGUCUUCCAGUCAUAACCUGCCUCUCGGGUUUAGAUACGCUUCUUAUAAGGUGACUAUCCCAAAGAAACUGACUCCCAGACAUGGACAACAAGACUCCAAGGAUGUCAACUACCUGUUGCAAAUUGAAGGGAAGAGUCAUGUAAUGCAUCUCAGGCAGAAGAGGAACUUUGUCCCUAAACACUUUCCUGUCUUGACAUAUAGUAAGAAGGGGAAACUCCAAGUGGACUACCCAUUUAUCAGGAAUGACUGUUUCUACAAUGGUUUCAUACAGGGUGAUCCUCAUUCUUUGGUGACUCUCAGCACUUGCUUAGGAGGACUCAGAGGUCUGUUGCAUUUACAAAAUGAGACCUAUGAAAUCGAACCUGUCCAGGCAUCUCUUGCCUUUCAGCAUGUAGUGUAUCGGCUGGAAAAGAAAGAAGGUGACAGUCAUAUGAUGUGUGGGCUCACAGAAGAAGAGCAACGUCAUCAAGAGGCCAUGGCUCCAAAUAAAGAGGUCUUAGCAAUCAGAGGUUCUGUAGGAGAACACUGGUGGGCUCACACCAGAUAUGCAGAUAUCGCAAUUGUGGUAGAACAUCAACGUUAUAUAAAGUUUGACAGAAAUCAAACUUUAACAAGUUUACAAAUUCUAGAGAUUGUCCAUACAGCAAAUACAUUUUAUAAACCACUCGGUAUUGUUAUAUCAGUAAUUGGACUGGAGAUCUGGUCAGAAAAGAACCUUAUAGUGAUUCCCAAUGAACUGAGUUCAUUGCUAGAUAAUUUUAACAUAUGGAGAAGAAAGACACUAAAUAAACAUCUACCAAAUGAUGCUGCUCAUUUAAUUGUAUAUAAAUUUUAUGGACAGACAGCUGGUUUGGCAUUUACAGGAACUAUCUGUAAUUCCCAAUGGGCAUCUGCUGUCGAAGUAUACAUUGACUACAGUGUGUCCUUUUUUUCUGUUCUGUUUGCACAUGAAUUAGGACAUAAUCUUGGCAUGAACCAUGAUGGAGAACACUGUACAUGCGAGCAAAAAUCCUGCAUUAUGGCUGCAUUUCCAGAGGAUGUUGGCCAGUUUAGCAACUGUAGUUAUAUUGAUUAUUUCAAACAUAGGAAUGCUCAUUGCUUAUUAAUUCCUACAGAUCCUGGUAACAAAUUCAGAUUCAAAUACUGUGGCAACAAAAUAGUGGAAAAAGGAGAGCAAUGUGACUGUGGCUCAGAAGUCCAAUGUCAGUUGGAUCCAUGUUGCCAGUCUAAUUGUAAAUUUCAUUCUGGUGUUGUUUGUAGUAUUGGACAGUGCUGUGCCAACUGUCAGUAUCGUCCAGCUGGUACUGUCUGCAGAGAAAGGGUUAAUGCCUGCGAUCUUCCUGAGUAUUGCAAUGGGACUUCAGAGUGGUGUCCUGAAGAUGUCUACAUACAAGAUGGUGCUUCAUGCAAUGAUGAUGCACACUGUUAUCAUGGGAACUGUGCUAGUCACAAUGAACAAUGCAAAAUGCUCUUUGGCAAGAAAGCCACAGUUGCUUCAGAGGACUGUUUCAGAAUAAUUAAUGUACAGGGUGAUCGCUUUGGCAACUGUGGUGUUAAGCACGGAACUUACAAGAAAUGUAAGACUAACCACUUUCUGUGUGGUCGAAUUCAGUGUGACAAUGUGCAGAAAUUACCUACUCUGGAAGAAGACAGCACUAUAAUUCAAACAUGCAUUGGCAGCAGUCAGUGUUGGGGUACAGACUACCACCGUGAAAUGGGAAGAGUUGAUAUGGGAAGAGUGAGAGAUGGCACUGGUUGUGGCACUAACAUGCUGUGUAUUGACAGACAAUGCAAAAACAUAUCCACCUUGAACUAUGACUGUGAUAUAAGAAAAUGCCACAAUCGGGGAAUAUGCAACAACCGCAAACAUUGUCACUGUGAUUAUGGCUGGAGUCCUCCAUACUGUAUAGGUAAGGGCUUUGGUGGCAGCAUUGACAGUGGACCCACUUCACAAGAUAGGAGUGUUGUCAUUGCAGGGACUAUUAUAGGAACACUUAUUGUCCUCACAGCAACUGUUUUAUUGGGUGUGUAUUUCAGGACUAUGUUGAGAUAUCAGUUCAGAAGAUUGAAUUCAAUUGUCAGUUCAGCAGACUCAGCACUGGAAGGAAACACCGGUAGAUUACAGAACUGAAAAAUACACAAUGUUUUCAAAAGGAAUACUGUACAAGAUGAAAUAGCAGUUACUAAUAGAUGAAAACAUCUACUGUAUGUGCAAGAUUUCCAUUCUUUUUAAAUACUGUUUUCGAUUGGAUUUGUCUCAUAGUAAAAUCUUGCACUUAUCUACAGGAAAGAAGUUUUCUGCUAUGUAUA